AUGCACCUUCUUGAGGGGCCCCCAAGGGGGCCCUCAAGGGGGUCCCUCCACAAGGGGCCCCCAAAGGGGCCCCUCCACAAGGGGCCCCCAAGGAGGCCCCUCAACAAGGGGGCCCCAACGGGGUUCCUUCAGAAGGGGGCCCCAAGCGGGGCCCUCAACAAGGGGGCCCCAGAGGGGCCCCUCAACAGGGGGGCCCCAGGGGGGCGCCUCAACAAGGGGGCCCCAGGGGGGCCCCUCAACAGGGGGGCCCCAGGGGGGCCCCUCAACAGGGGCGCCCCAGGGGGGCCCCUCAAUAAGAGGGCCCCAGGGGGGCCCCACAACAAGUGUUGUCUUGAUGCGGAGCAUUAA
Eimeria acervulina is the source of this 348-nucleotide messenger RNA. RefSeq lists its product as hypothetical. NCBI's taxonomy places the organism in Eukaryota, Apicomplexa, Conoidasida, Eucoccidiorida, Eimeriidae. The coding region runs from base 1 to 348 and encodes 115 amino acids. The transcript has a single exon. The record is from RefSeq and is a predicted model, not a curated record.